AUGUCCUUAAAUGAACGACUACCAAGUCCUUUGUGCAUACCUAAGGUAGUGCGCGACUUGUUAUGGACCGUUUCAAGUCCACACAUACUAAGUUGUGAUCGCUUUCCCGUUCUACCUGCGGAAUUUGGAGUUGAAGCUCUGAAAUUGGAUGUGGUCAUUGACUGGCUGAACGCCCUAGUUAGUGAUCCUGCCCCAAUUUUGGCUUUUCUGCAAGACUCAAUCUCGACCAGUCAAUCGUUAGCUCUGGGCGUCUACUUUUCAAAGCUGCUCGAGUUCUGGCUCCAACGAGAACCUCAUGAUUUUCACGUCGAGUCCUCAAUCAAAUUUUUUUUACUCAAUACAACAAACAACAUUAUCAAAGAUAAACUUUGUGAUCUUGGGAAAAAAUCAAACGACCACAACAAUUUCGUUUCUCUCGAGCACUAUGUUGGUCCGCAUUUAGGAGAAAAUUUGGCUUGGCGAGUCCAAGAGGUGGAUCGAAAGCUAGCGAUGCGUCGAGGUGACAGUGUGCAUGCUUGGCUGAAAGAAAAUUACAGUGACAGUGUGGAAUCGCAUAUUGUUUUACGAGGAUAUCUGUUUGAGCCACUUAGCACCUUGAUCUCGACAGCGGCAACGUCUAUGGACCACGAUUGGUUUUUACAUCGUAAUCAUACACCAAUGACUCCAGAAAAAGAAGAGUUGAAGAGUGUGUUGAAUCCAUGCAUCGCAAUAAAUCAUUUACGAGGAUGGUGGACCACCGACAUGGAAACAGACUUGCCUGCAAAAUUGAGAGCGAACCCGUCAAGGCUCGGCGAGAGUCGAUUCGUAAUCCUUCCUAAAUUACAUUGGCUAGCUCCUGUUGUUGCUGUGAAGAGCGAAAAUAUAGAAAAGAUUGUUGUGCAUGGUGAUGAAACAUUAAACUUAGCAGAUGUUAAUGCACUUCAACUGGACCAAUUAAUCACCUUUGUCAGAAAUCAUUUUCGAAAAGAUGAGUUUGGUAAGUCAAGUCCAGUAGCGAUGCCGUUGCUGGUGGCUGAAAUAGUGCAAUUCCCGGAAUAUGUUGGUGAUGAUAAAACUGUGUACUGGCACGAGCUAUCCCGAGGCUUUAUUCUUGACUCUACGCGCUGGGAUCCAUCACCUUUGAGCCAGGAGCCUGUUCGCUAUAGACGAACGCGUCAACAAAAUGCCGCUACUGGGAUUGGAGAUCGCGAGUAUGAAAUUCGCCAAAAUGACUGUGUUGAAGAAGGCUUUAUCAAGCCGGACGUUGAUGAUACCUUAGUAGAGGACAAAAGACAUCAAUUUACUGAUCCUACAACUAUGGGCCCACGCGAACUUUGUCACGAGCUAGUGUCAGUCUUAAGCGCAAAAAAUGCUUGCUUUUCUCACGCUGAGCUUAAAAGAUCGACUGCGGAAUAUUUUCUGUGGCGACAAACAAGUUGCAAUGAUGGGGCCUCUGACUAUUGUGAGGAUAGAACGGCGUAUCUUCGAGCUUGUUUUAAAUCUCUCAUUUUUGAAGCCAAUGAUGGUGAUGAAUCGAGGCAAGCCCGGCGGGUUGGCUAUUUGCUUGUUGAUGUCUUUAAUGAAGUAAGUUGUGAGUCUAGCUCAAAUAAACCAUACACAUUUUUAUUACAAGAAUGCAAUGAAUGGACGACAAUGCUUGCGAAAGUAGCGAAUGAUUCCGAUCGAUGGGAGUUUCUCAAUCUCAUCUUACGUGCAAUCGACUUGACUUUGGAAUCAGACGUUGUCGUACGAUGGAUAGCAUCCAAAAAGAGCGACAUACUUACUCUUCUUGACAAGCUACUUGCUGCUCAAAAUAUUCGGUGGAAUGCCAUUGUGGUUGAAAUGGUUCGUGUCUUUCAUAUCGGUGAGCUACUGCCAGGUCAUCGGACGCUACAUAUCACUGAAGAUGCUAAGACGAUUAGAUUAAUUUUUGACAAGUUUGUGGGGCAGCACGACUGGCAAAAUGCAGAACGACUUGUCACUGUGGUGCCGGAUCACGAUAUGGUACAAAGACUUUUCAAGCAUAUGUCACUUUUAAACAUGACGAAAGCUCUAAAGCGAUUACAGCAAAUUGCUGCUACUUUUUCGAAUUCACAAAACGCUGACUUCACAUCGAUAGAACAAAACUGUGACCUUUCAUCAGCUGAUAAGUUUCUUUUGAUGCAUCCAAUCGACCACACCAGGAAUCGAUCUUAUCAGAAGAACCAAUCGAACAUUGAGUGGAAAUACGUCGAUUGUGCCGAGGACAUACAAGAAGUGGUUCGACGCUUGAAGGAACAAGAGUUAAGUAUUCUAAUUGCCGAGGAAUCGUGCGAUCAACAAACAGUUGUUCGAAAUAUUCUUGUUGCAAUUGACUGUGAAUGGCGACCACAGUUUUUAACUAAAGCCUGUGAUGAUCUAAAUGAUCGAUUUUUCGAAGAUCAGGAAGGUUUAAGCCUGUAUCAGCUCGCGGUCGGAAAUAUCAUCUUUGUUAUUGAUGUUCAAGUUUUAGGAUUGGCUGCAGCAGAGCCAUUGAGUUUCAUCUGGAGACCUUCAUCUCGUCUGAUGCUGAUCGGAUUUUGUGUCUCCAGUGAUAUAUUGAAAAUCAAGAACUCUUUUCCACAUCUUAGCGCACUUUUCGAUAACCCAAACAGCGAGAUUAGCUCCCGAUCCAACUAUUCAGUUCUAGAGCUACGAAAUCUUGCUUUAUCUCGGCACAUUCCCGCAAAACAUUGGGGCCUGUCACAAUUGCACCAUGCGUGCUUGGGGGAACAGCUUGACAAAGAGCAACAAUGCUCUGACUGGGGUUCCCGCCCUUUGUCGACCAGUCAGAUUGAAUAUGCAGCGAAAGACGCUUUUGCCGUUCAACGCCUGUCAUGGCAUCUUCUUGCUGACAUAGAAUUUGAAAAAACGACUUGCUCGAUAGGUGAUGAUGUCCGAGAAUUUUUAAUUAAUCACGAUGGUAAUCGAAACGCUUUAAAUUCGUGGACAAUGGCUACUGAGUUGCAACCUCUUGGAAAGCAACAAGUUGAGUUGGCAUUACAAGCACACGGAAUAAAUGCUCGAAUUUUCAGAUUUGAUAAGGAGGUUCAUGAAGGGCUGGUCGUGAAAAGUAUCGCAAUGAUUGUACGGAAGGAGAAAUUGGCACACACAUCGAAGAAAUUCAUGUACGUUGUGGUCGUUUUACCGCUAAAUCGAUCCAUCGAUAUACAGGCUUUAGCAACUUUGCUGGAAGCAGACACGAAGGAAAUUUCGUUGGCAGAUCAAGUGACGCUCGUACGAGUGUUUGGCUACUCUCGUGGAUGUUUAGGACCAAUUGGUCUGCGAGCGCAGCAGGCCACACAAAUCGUUCUUGAUAGUUCUCUUCAGAACGAAAAAUAUCUUCUCUGUGGUGCCGGGGCCACUGACGAGGUCUAUGCAAUCUGUCCAGCUGUGCUUAUUAGAGUAGUGAACGCAUUGGUCGCUUGUGUUGUGUCCACAUAG
Molecule: messenger RNA, 3441 nt
Organism: Plasmopara halstedii
Lineage: Eukaryota; Oomycota; Peronosporomycetes; Peronosporales; Peronosporaceae
Product: Predicted 3'-5' exonuclease
Exons: 5
Coding region: 1-3441 (1146 amino acids)
Biological process (GO): nucleobase-containing compound metabolic process
Molecular function (GO): nucleic acid binding; 3'-5' exonuclease activity; aminoacyl-tRNA deacylase activity
Source: RefSeq, a predicted model, not a curated record